UAUUUUCAUAACCUCUCAGAUUGCUUCACACACCAUCAGAUUCAUAAAACUAUUUUAAAAUUAAUACCUAAUUCAAAUGGCAGUAGCAAAUGCACAGUGGUCAAACAAUGUUCUUCUUAUUAAUGUUAUAUGUUUUCAUAAGAUACAUCAAGGCGUACUUUGCUCCAAGGACUAAAGUUGUUUAUAAAAAUAGUAAUUUUAUAAUUAUAGACAAGGAUUUUGAUUUAAAAAUUAAUAGUAACGACAAAAAUGAAAACACAGUCCAGAAGUUUAUGAAGAACAAAUACCCAGGCCUGGCUAACAAAUUAUUAACUCAUGAAUUUUAUUUUGUGCAUCGACUAGACUUUGCUACUAGUGGACUGAUGUGCAUUCCUGCUAAUAAGCACUCAUGUAGAAUUAUAUCAGAUGCAUUUGCUAGAAGAACAGUUAAAAAAUAUUAUGUUGCUUUAGUCCGUGGUUUAUUCUCUGAAGAAGUAGUUGAUGUAGAUGUGUCUAUUGGACAAGAUCUCAGGUUUUUGGAGAUUGAAAAAAUGUGCACUGCCAAUUCGAAAUUCUGUAUUAGGCCCAGAUUAUCAAGAACAGUAUUUUUGGUACUGGAAUAUGGUUUGUAUGGCAAUUACCCCUGUACAAAAAUACUAAUUAGACCUGUUACUGGAAGAAGACAUCAAAUUAGGGUACACUGUAACUAUUUAGGACACACCAUUGUUGGUGAUUAUACCUACAGUAACAGAAAGGAUUCUGAUCCGCACAGAAUGUUUCUCAAUUCCACAAGACUAUGUUUUCCUUAUGAAGCUGAAUCUUAUGACUUUUUGAUAGAAGACAAUUUCACAAAAGACUGGAAAAGUUUGGGAGUGAUCAACAAAUUCAAUAAUGAAACCUUUGCCAAACUAGAUGAAUUAAUAUGAACAUGUUUUAAUAAAUAACUGUUGUGAUAUUUCAUAUUUAUUGUAGACUAAUAUAAAAAUAAUAAAUUAUUAUUAUAUUUUUA
Messenger RNA from Aethina tumida (small hive beetle), 988 nucleotides. RefSeq names its product RNA pseudouridylate synthase domain-containing protein 1-like. The transcript is spliced from 3 exons. The record is from RefSeq and is a predicted model, not a curated record. Gene Ontology annotation, biological process: pseudouridine synthesis. Bases 90 to 905 code for a protein of 271 amino acids. Gene Ontology annotation, molecular function: pseudouridine synthase activity; RNA binding. NCBI's taxonomy places the organism in Eukaryota, Metazoa, Arthropoda, Insecta, Coleoptera, Nitidulidae.